Daldinia loculata is the source of this 1086-nucleotide messenger RNA. Its product is annotated as terpenoid synthase. Lineage: Eukaryota; Fungi; Ascomycota; Sordariomycetes; Xylariales; Hypoxylaceae. Bases 1 to 1086 code for a protein of 361 amino acids. The transcript is spliced from 8 exons. The record is from RefSeq and is a predicted model, not a curated record.
AUGGCUACUGUGGACAAGCUGGACGUGUUGACUCAUGAUAGCAUCAGAAUACAGUUGUUGCAGCGUCUUAGGGGGUCCAGCGUUAAUAUUCCGGAUCUAUGGCAUUUGAUGAGCCACUGGCCCCAAGGAACCCAUGAAGAAAUCGAACGGCUAGACGAAGAUGUGCAAAGGGUACUUACAGGCUUAUUCUCCUCCCCGAGUGACGAGGGACGGCUUCGAAAGAUGAAGGCUUCCAAUUUUGCGCUUUUUGGGGCUUUGUGGUGGGCACAUGCGCCAUUCGAGGCUUUGCGGAUCGCUACAUAUCUAAGUAUCUGGCUAUUUGUCUGGGAUGACGAAACUGAUUCACUUGAAUUCUCUGGCAUCUUGAACGAUGCGAAUGCUGCCGCAAAAUUUCGACAUGAGACUGCUACCUAUCUUCAAGAAAGCCUGUCUGGGAAAUCAGAGAUUGACCUCAUUCACAUAUCCACCAAUCCGAUCGUCACUAGCUUUAGGCCUAUAAGUGAGGCGAUACUAAAAUCUUGCAACAGGCGCCAAAUCAAUACCUUGCUUGACGAAUUAUUGUUCUUCGUGGAAAUGUGUGGGGAGGAGCAAAGAUAUCAAACGACCCCCUAUCUACCAACUAUUGAAGAAUAUAACCGAAUACGAGUUGGCUCGAGCGCUACAAGAGUCUGCUUAGCUACCAUAGAAUAUGCCCAUGGAAUUAACUUGCCCGAAGAAAUAAUGAAUAAUCAAAAGAUGGAACAAAUCUGGCACGAAACAAGCAUUAUUAUCUCGACCGCUAAUGACCUGAAGGCGCAAUCACAGCUUGAUACACUUAUCCCUCUCCUUAUGCUUGAGUCUAGGUCCAUCCAAGACGCAAUUGACCACGCCGCCAAUAUUGUGAGCUCCUCAAUCAAGAGAUUCGAGUCUGCGGAGGAAGAAAUUUUAGCACAGUAUUCCUCCAUGCCCAACGCCCACGAGGACUUGCGUAAGUUUCUUGAAGGAUGCAAAUGUGCCUGUACAGCAAACUUAAAAUGGAGCAUUACCUCUGGGAGAUAUCAGCUUGGUUGUCAAUCGAUGCAAGACGGUAUCCAUCUUACCCUUUAG